Agrilus planipennis (emerald ash borer) is the source of this 1950-nucleotide messenger RNA. RefSeq names its product facilitated trehalose transporter Tret1-like. The transcript has 2 exons. The coding region runs from base 458 to 1747 and encodes 429 amino acids. NCBI's taxonomy places the organism in Eukaryota, Metazoa, Arthropoda, Insecta, Coleoptera, Buprestidae. Gene Ontology annotation, molecular function: transmembrane transporter activity. Gene Ontology annotation, cellular component: membrane. Gene Ontology annotation, biological process: transmembrane transport. The record is from RefSeq and is a predicted model, not a curated record.
UUAUAUCAAAACGAGUAAAAUGUCUUGUUCUCUCGGUCGACUGGUAAAGAGUUGAGCAAGUAUUCGAAAAAUGGAAGAUAGAAAAUUGCCCUCGAACAAAAGCUAAAACUAUUCUUAACAGCAAAAAGAGCUUUAUUUGAUUAAAAAAUGAAAAAUCGGCUACAACCACCUCGAUAAUGGUAUGGCAUUCAAACAAUGAUACAGCUUUCAACCUUGGUUCGUUAAUUUCCGAAAUUCCGAAAAAUAUCACAAAAUAGCCAAAACAAUUUAUUCUCUUCAAACUUUAAAAUGUUUCGAUUCAUACAAGAACUUCAGCAACUUGUAAAUAUACGCAUAUUUUUUGUUUCCAUGUUUUCAAAUCCUUUAUACGUACAUUAUACUUUAUCCAAGAAAUUAUUAUCAGAAACAUUUUAUUGCUUGAUAUGUUUCAGUUUGCUUUUGCUGUAUCUUAUCGGGGAUGUCGGGAGGAUGGACAUCCCCCACAAUUCCCAAAUUAAUUUCCAACACUUCGUACAUUCCCAUGACAUUUGAAGAAGCGUCGUGGUUUACCGUAUUACAUCCAUUGGGUAGUUUAGUAAGUCCGAUCUUUUUAAUGAUGGCCAAUCGAAUCGGCAGGAAACUGGCGUUACUUUUUAUACCAAUACCCCAGUUCUUGUCGUGGUUGAUAAUAGCAUUCUCUACAACUUCUGUCCAUCUGUAUAUUUCAAGAAUAGUUGCUGGAGUAAGCGACGCAUCGUUAUUUACAUUUUUACCCAUUUAUCUUUCGGAAAUAACUGAGCCAAAAGUACGUGGCAGAUGGUCCUGUUCUCUUAUGGUCCUUUUGUACUUCGGGCAAGUGGUUAUCAACGCCACAGGAUCCUAUUUAGGUAUCAGGACAACCGCAUGGGUGGCGGCUGCUCUCUCGCUCGUCGGAUUUUUGAUUAUUCUUCUCGUGCCAGAAUCCCCGUACUUCCUGCUGAUGAGAGGACGCAAGGAAGAAGCAGAGAAAUCAUUAAAAUUUUUACGAUGGAGAAACGACGUAGGAAAAGAAAUUACUCAAAUCAGCUCAGACGUUCAAAGGCAACUGACGGAACGCGGACGAUUGCGAGACCUUUUCAUAAUCAAGAGCAACUUGCGUGCUUUAUUAAUUUGCAUGAAAAUCAGACUGAGUCAACAAAUGAGCGGCAUGGUGGCAUUUAUAUUUUAUUCUCAGACAAUUUUCAAAGAAGCCGGAGGUGAUAUUCACCAAAGCAUUUCCAGUAUCAUUUUUAUGUCACUUAUGACAAUUAUGAGCUGUUUGGGGGCUUCUUUUAUAGAUAAAUUCGGAAGAAAGCCGUUAUUCAUCGGAUCGACACUCGAAUGUGGGACUUCAUUGUUGAUACUCUCUGUUUAUUUCUACGUAAAAGAGUAUACAAGUAUUAAUGUGGAUUCGUUCAAUUGGAUACCUUUAAUUGGCAUGCUUUUGUUCGUGUUGGGGUCUGGUUUUGGACUAAAUAUUGUUCCUACCGUUUUACUAGGUGAAAUGUUUCCUGUUAGUGUCAAGGAAAAAGCCCUAUGCAUCCUGACCUGUUUCUUUGGUUUAUGCGUAAUGUUAGUCGCGAAACUGUUCCAGAUACUUUUACAAACUACUGGACUAUUCGGUACAUUUCUACUGUUUUGUAUUUGCUGUUAUGUAAGUGCUAUAACAAAUUAUUUCGUUCUGAUUGAAACAAAAGGAAAAACACUGGAAGAUAUACAACAAGAACUGAAAGGGUCAUACCUACGCUGAGCCUGUCCUGGAAAAUUUCAAGCCUGCCCCUUACGCUAGUUAAGGAUUUCGACAUUUCUAUACGUAAUUUCUGUAUUCUACAUCCUCUAUCGACAAGGAUCAAUCGUUUCCAACGACUAUCAACGAAUUGCUAAUCCUUUUUGUAUGCAUAAUUAGGUACUGAAUUAAUAAAAGGACUCAAUUCUGUUAUCAUUUGAAAAUUA